Didymosphaeria variabile is the source of this 771-nucleotide messenger RNA. RefSeq lists its product as uncharacterized. The record is from RefSeq and is a predicted model, not a curated record. NCBI's taxonomy places the organism in Eukaryota, Fungi, Ascomycota, Dothideomycetes, Pleosporales, Didymosphaeriaceae. Gene Ontology annotation, cellular component: extracellular region. Gene Ontology annotation, biological process: pectin catabolic process. Bases 1 to 771 code for a protein of 256 amino acids. Gene Ontology annotation, molecular function: pectate lyase activity. The transcript has 3 exons.
AUGCACUCCCAAGCACUCCUGCUCGCGGCCCUCACCGGUAUCGCUUCCUCUGCCCAUAUUGCCGCCCGUGCGACCACCAAUACGAACCUCCAGACUGCCUUCCCUGCCUCGAGUGGGACUACCAACCUCGCUGCUGUACGCACUCUUGCAGCUGGAGAAACCCUCGAUGGAGGCAUGAAACAGUGGGACCGUAGCCCAUCCACCUGCAACGAACAAGCGGAAGGCGGCGACUCGGACGCAGUCUUCCUCCUCCAAGACGGCGCCGUUCUGUCCAACGUCAUCAUCGGUCCCAACAACGGCGAGGGUGUGCACUGCCUAGGUACGUGCACGCUGAACAAUGUUUGGUGGACGGACGUGUGUGAGGACGCUGCGACAUUCAAGCAGUCGUCUGGCACUUCUUAUGUCAACGGUGGUGGUGCUCGCAAGGCAGACGACAAGGUACUGCAACACAAUGGUGGUGGAACUGUUGCUGUUAAGAACUUCUGGGCGGAGGAUGUUGGGAAGGUCUACCGAUCGUGCGGAAACUGUGGAACUCAGUACGCAAGGAAAUCGACUUUCGACAACAUCAAGAUGAGCGGUGGCAGCGUUGUUGCAGGCGUCAACGGCAACCUCGGAGACACCACUUCGAUCAAGAACUCGUGCGUGCUGGAUGGCGCCAGCCACGUCUGCUGGCUUUACAAGGGCGUUACUUCUGGCGAACCUUCCAAGACAGCAUCGGCUCCUGAUGGCAAGGUCUGCGCGACCAGCAGCGUAAAGACAAGCGGAUGCUAA